This is a messenger RNA of Branchiostoma floridae (Florida lancelet), 1456 nucleotides long. RefSeq lists its product as uncharacterized. Lineage: Eukaryota; Metazoa; Chordata; Leptocardii; Amphioxiformes; Branchiostomatidae. The record is from RefSeq and is a predicted model, not a curated record. The transcript is spliced from 4 exons. The coding region runs from base 16 to 663 and encodes 215 amino acids.
AUCGGAUGUAAUGACAUGGGUGUGGCUUGGCACGCCCACUACACAGAGACUACAGAAAAUAAGCCAAUUACGAGACAACUUCGGGUACGAAAUAAAUUCCGGUCCGCGGACAAACCUGGCCAGUUGAGGUUUUCAAUACGGGUGGACAGAAUGGAUCACCGUUGGGCCUGUUUGACCCUUUUCCUGGUGUUACUGGCGGACACGGCGAGAGGCCAAGGUUGUGGACUAUCAGCGUUUCGCCACGUCCCCGGAAAACAUUGUCCGGGAUAUGAGAAUCUCGUAGGCAGACCGACAGCUAGUUCUGCCGAGGCCUGUGCUCAAGCGUGCUGUGACAACUCUGCCUGCAAGUCAUUCCAGUACAGCACACGCCGCGACUGCUAUCUGAUAAGCAAGAUCUGUACUGAUGAGGAGAAAAAGACUGUAUCUAUUGGCAACAUGUACGAUCGGAUUCAAGCUUCCAAACGUAUGGUUGAGGCGAGGGAGACCCUGCAAGACUUACGCGACGUCUUGUUGGAUUUGGAGGAGGCAGCCGAGAUCGAGCAGGAGACCAGGGAGCUGGAAGACAUGGCAGAAGACGUCGAUAUGGUAGAAGACGCCGAAAAGGAAGUGAGGGAGCUCGAAGAAAUAGAAGAAAACGCCGGCAUGGCUGAAGAUGACGAGUGAAGGUCUUUCCAAACGCGCCUCAGCUCUCAAGCGACUAUCCUAUAACUAGCAAUAAGCUUAUCGGAAGUGGUCAUUUAUGACUCCACACAACUUCUUGUUAUCCCCGUCAUUGGGAAAAUAAACAAAUGACAGAACAACUCAUGUGAAACAGCAAAAAUUUUAAAGAACAACAAGUCGAUAGUAAUUCAAUGUGUAAAACAUAAAGACAGUUGCCUGGAUCGCUUGAGGGAUAUUGUAGGUGCCAUUUUGGAUUUGACAAUGGAGCACAGAAGUCGAGACAAACUAUAGAAUUACAUGUUUCUAACCUAAUGAGAUUUAGUUAUGGGGUUUAAGUAGCAAAGUUUUGAGAGAAGUUUGAUUUACAUGUUUCUAACACAAUGGGAUUUAGUUAUGGGAUUCAAGUAGUAACGUUUUGAGAAAAGUUUCAAGUACAAGAUUCUAACCUAGUGGGUUUAAGUUAUGGGGUUCGAGAAGCAGAGUUUCAACUACCAAAUCUUUUUAGGGAAUAAGGUGUUACAGGUACACACGCACGCGCACACACACACACAAAGGCGCUCUUACCACAUGCACAUUUAUAUAAUUUUACACAUAUUACACAAAAUUAACUGAACACCAAUGAUCUCAAAGUCACAGAACACCUUUUAGCCAUCGAACUGUAAUGAAGAUAAAGUUCUUUUAUGAUCUCAGCUCAUUUUCCUCAAUAUAACCUUCCAAGUUUCUGACAGCUUAUGGAAUCCUUUUGAUGAACAUAUUAGAUUUGUGGAAUUAUAAUAAAGUUGGUGUUCGGUUUAAA